GCUGGACGUCAUUCUUCAUUUGACUCGGUGACAUGCAGCUCAAAUACAUCGCCGUCCUCGUCGCCGCCGCGUUCGCCCAAGACGACUCGAGCACCGACGCACCCAUCGCCGAAGCCACGUUCAAGCUGAAGCCCGGUGUCUGUAACGCCGCCGGUGCCGAAUGCAAGAAGUUCGGCACUGGGUCCGACUACUCGUGCGUUGCCGUGCAGUCGUCCACGGCGUCGCUCAGCCAACUGUCGCAGUGCGUCAAGAAAGCUGACCUCACUGGCAGCAACAUUUGCGUGAGCAAGCAAGCCGGAGUGUGCCCCACGUUUGCCAGCUGGCCGGCCGCGUACCGUCAAGUCCAACCCAUCUGCGCGUUUGUGCCCGACCCCAAGUGCACGCGGGCGGUGACCGCGACCGGGGAAGUGGUGUCGGCUCGUCUGUUACAAGAAGGCAGCCCCACGACCACGAAGAAGGCAACAGUCGAGUGCUAUCAGCAAGAAGUGCCGCUCACGAACGGAACCGUCGCGCGCGUGAACGGGUUCUACAAGUGCAUUGACAAGGAACUGUACCGGCAAAAGAACUACGGCCUCGACCAAACCCAAAAGCAAUUCAAAGCGUGCGCCGGCAACACGACCAACGGGUUCCAGAACGGACUCUGCAACGGCCACGGCACGUGCUCGCCCAUCAACGCGUUCAGCUCCGAGUACGCAUGCAAGUGCAACCGAGGGUAUGACGAGAAGGACAACUGCAACGUACCCACAGGAAACGUAUGCGAUGGCCUCGGGCAGUGCGGCGCCUUGGGCGAGUGUGUGCCCGAGACUGGUUUGUGUCGGUGCAAACCUGGUUCUAUGGGUGACCAGUGCUCCCUGUGUGACAUCAAGUCCGAGUUGGCAUGCAGCGGGCCCACCAGCGGUAAGUGCGGCCUCGGCGGCAAGUGCGUGUGCGCUCCCGGCAUUGGCGGACCGCAAUGCGAAAUCAAGUCCGUGACUGAACCUCCGGCGAGAACCACAGGUGCCCCGGAUGGCUCUUCCGCCGCGCCUUCGUCGGCUGUGGAGGCCGCCGUGUCGAUGGCUGUGCUUGUGACUGCCGCCGCUGCCCUGUUUGCGUAGACGACAAAGAGUCGUGGUGUGAUGGUGGUUCUAAAAUCAUAUAGAUGACACGUAGUAGUAGUAGGACUUCAACAUAUAUAGUGUACCUCGGUCCUACUUGUAUAUUGGUCCCAGUGGAAUAAUAUAUAACUGUAAAUAUUAAUAAUUGUGUUAUACAGACCAA
This is a messenger RNA of Aphanomyces astaci, 1257 nucleotides long. RefSeq lists its product as hypothetical. NCBI's taxonomy places the organism in Eukaryota, Oomycota, Saprolegniomycetes, Saprolegniales, Verrucalvaceae. The record is from RefSeq and is a predicted model, not a curated record. The transcript has a single exon. The coding region runs from base 33 to 1094 and encodes 353 amino acids.